This is a messenger RNA of Rattus norvegicus (Norway rat), 2258 nucleotides long. The record is from RefSeq and is a predicted model, not a curated record. NCBI's taxonomy places the organism in Eukaryota, Metazoa, Chordata, Mammalia, Rodentia, Muridae.
AGAGAGUUCUGAGAACUACGUUCAGGGAUGCUGGGACACAUUUAGACUCCCUAUAAUGUUUCUCAUCAUGGUACUAGUGAGGCUGGAAACCCAGAGACUUGAAAGGGCUAUCUUUAAGAACCUAGACCACAAUGAUAUUCAGCUCCAUGUGAAGACUGGGAAAUAAAAUAUUAGUGGCAACAGAAUCCAAGCAGGAUACAGAAGAGAUAGCAGAGAAGAGGAAGAGCAGUCAAAUAUGGAGAAGCCUAUCUUUUUUAAACCGUUAUCUUGAGAGCCAUUCUGUACACAGCAAAAUGCAGCUCAGUGGGAUUGGUGCAGAAGAGCACACAGGCAGAUGUUUUUCCAUCUCCCAGAACCUUGAUAAUGGAAGAAUUUAAUGAGAAGAUAGGCUCCCUUAACAAGAAUUCGCAGACACUUGCUAGGAGAAUGCCUUCUAUCAAUAGCACCCAGUUCCACCCCUCUUUCUUUAUCCUGCUAGGGAUUCCAGGACUGGAAGUUUUUCAUAUAUGGAUUGCUUUCCCAUUCUGUCUUGUGUAUCUGACUUCCCUUGUGGGAAACGUCACCAUUCUGUUUGUGAUCAAGACUGAACACAGCCUUCACCAGCCCAUGUUCUACUUUCUAGCCACAUUGUCAAUGAUUGAUUUGUGUCUAUCCACAUCUACCAUUCCCAAAAUGUUGGGCAUCUUCUGGUUCAAUCUCCAAGAGAUCAGUUUCGGGGGAUGCCUUGCUCAGAUGUUCUUUAUCCACGUGUUUACAGGCAUGGAAACUGUUUUGCUAGUGGUCAUGGCUUAUGACCGCUUUGUUGCCAUCUGCAAACCUCUCCAGUAUACCACGAUCCUCACCAAUAAAACCAUCAGCCUUCUCCUUUCGGUAGUUAUUGGAAGAAAUUUAGUUCUUGUGACUCCAUUUGUGUUUCUCAUCCUGAGAUUGCCCUUCUGUGGGCACCACACCAUGCCUCACACAUACUGCGAGCACAUGGGUCUUGCCCGAUUAGCUUGUGCACCCAUCAAGAUCAACAUCAUCUAUGGACUCGUGGUGAUUUCCCAUAUCCUUGUGGACAUGAUCCUGAUUGCCUCUUCCUAUGUGCUUAUCCUUCAAGCUGUUUUCCGAAUUCCCUCUCAAGAUGCCCGAUUGAAGGCUCUCAACACUUGUGGUUCCCAUGUCUGUAUAAUGCUGUGUUUUUACACACCAGCCUUGUUUUCUUUCAUGACUCACCGCUUUGGCCAAAACAUUCCCCAUUACAUCCACAUCCUUUUAGCUAAUCUAUAUGUAGUUGUCCCACCUGCUCUCAACCCUGUCAUUUAUGGAGUCAGGACCAAGCAGAUCCGAGAGAAAAUUAUAAAAAUAUUUAUACAAAAAGAGUAAUUCCAUGUACAAUUUGUGUAAAUAUAUCCAUAUAUGGCUCAAGGUAUAAUAAUCAGAGUUCUCUUGAAAUUCUUUAGGUAUGGUUUCCAUGCCUAGCACUUUGAUUCAAAUGCUUUAGUAUUAAUAGCUAACAAAAACACCCAGCCUCCCUACCUCCCUCUACAUGUAUAGAUAUGUCUAGAAAGUCAUGGAAAUAAUGCCGAAGGUGGCAAUGUCUUUUGAAUAGAAUCACUUGCAAUAAAGAGGGAAACCUCUUUUCAUUUCUCCAUACAUCUUCUCUUUAGGUAAGUUUACAUAUUGGAGGACAUUGUGACCUAGCAAUAUUUUAUAAAUGCAAGGCUUAGCUCUUGUCUUAAUAGGUAGUGGUUCUUGAAUCAGUACAUCUAGUGCCUUACAGGAUUCUACCCUUUACAAUAAGCCCAGACUUUUCCUUCGUCUCUAAAAUCAUUGAUUCACUUCGAUUAAAUUCUCUACAUCUCCGUACAGUCAUUAUUGCUCCCUCUGUGUUUUUAAUCCUUCUCCACAUACCCCCCUCUUUAUUUUUUCUCCAAUAAACAGGGUCUUAAGGGAUUUAACAAACUACCAUAUGAAUGGUAAGGAAAUCUCAUACCCUUUUCCAAUUUGAUGAAAGUCAUGGUAGGUAUGAGUAUUUGAAUCUGAUUCCAUAGCUCAUUUGCCUUCGUGUACAUAGUACUUCAUAAAAUUUAGAGAAAAAAUAAGGUUAAUUCUAUGGUACAAGCUUUAAAAAAAUUCUGUAAAAUUUCUUAAUGCUAUGAAUUUUGAAUAUUUGCUCAUAUUUGAAAAUUCAGAAUAUGGAUGAGGAAUGAGGUUUUGUUUAAAUUACCACUGAGAUGAAGUUCAUGACUGACUAGUAAAUUCUUGCUUUAAAUCAG